Molecule: messenger RNA, 1954 nt
Organism: Apis florea (little honeybee)
Lineage: Eukaryota; Metazoa; Arthropoda; Insecta; Hymenoptera; Apidae
Product: piggyBac transposable element-derived protein 4
Source: RefSeq, a predicted model, not a curated record
UUAUUAUAUUUAUCAAACUAUUUAUAUAUUUACCAAAAAUCAAUAUUCCUCUUUGAUUUUUGAUAUCGCAUUGAACGUGUUAGUAUUCAAUGAUAUGUACAUUAUCGAGAUUUUCUCUUAUGGCGGAUGACGUGAACGACCACGUCAUAAACUCUUCCAAAAAAUGUUCGAAACAAAUAAUUUUCCAGUCGUGCCAAAAAGAGAAAGAAGUGAGGAUGAUGAUGUUUCUUUAUCAAAUUCUCAAUCAUCGACAUUUGGAAGGAUAAAAAAUGUCAAGAAGUUUUUAUCCGAAGAAACAAUGGUGGAUAUUUUUUUAGACACAGAUAGUGAUAAUAAUUCGGAUUUUGAUUGUUCUACAACAGAUGUUUCACAAGAAGAAUGUGAAGAAAGUGAUCAAGAAAUAUCUUUCUCUCAAUCUACUUCACCUUGGUUUAAAUCAGGUACUUCUAUGAUUAUAUGGCAUCCUGUUCGGCCUAUUGCUCCAAGCAUUUCUUUUAUUGGAAAUCCUGGCCUUUUAACAUCUAUGACUUCUGAAGAACCAAUAGAUUUUUUUCGUUUAUUAGCCAAUGAUAAAUUAUUUGAUUUAAUAUUAUGCGAAACGAAUAUACAAGGGCGUAAAUUAUUGCAAUCCUCAACUUAUCGUAAAUCUAGGAUAAAAAGUUUUAAAGAAAUAACAAAAAGAGAUCUAGAGAUUUUUCUAGGAUUAAUAUUUUUAUCCGCAAAUAUUCGAGCUCCCUCUUUUGCCCAUUAUUGGAAAAAAAAUGAUUUAUAUGAUUUUCCAUCCUUUUCUAAUGCAAUGCCAAGAGACAGAUUUCAUAAUAUAAUGUGCGCUUUAUAUUUUUCUAAAAAUCCUGAAACAGAACAAUCCAAGUUAUCAGAUCCAUUAUACAAAAUUCGGCCACUUCUUGAUCAUUUUAAUAAUACAAUGCGAGAAAUUUAUUAUCCUCGAAAAAAUUUAAGUUUACAUGAACCUAUGUCAUUAUGGAAAAAUAGUUUAUACUUUCAUCAGUAUAUAAAAAAAAAAUCGCAUAAAUUUAGAUUAAAAUUUUAUAUGCUGACCGAACCUAAUGGACUUGUAUUGCGUAAUUUAAUUUAUUGUGGUUCACGAGAUCCUGUUAUUGGAGGAAUUGGACACAUAGAAAAAGUUUUAAAAAUGUUACUUACGGAUUUUUUGGGAAAGGGACAUUCAGUUUUUUUUGAUAAAUAUUAUACAAGUAUAUCAUUAGUUAGAGAGUUGUUGUAUAAUAAUACUUAUUCAACUGGUGCACUAAGAUCGAAUAGAAAAAAUAAUCCUCUCGAUGUUAUACGAAAAAAAGUUAAAAAAGAUGAAGUAGAAGCACGCUACACUCCUGAAGGUAUAUGUAUUCUAAAAUGGCAUGACAAGCGAGAUAUAAUAAUGAUUUCAUCUGAAUAUAAACCAGAUCUAAUAAAUUUAAAAAUAAAGAAUGGUAAAGAAGUACAAAAACCAGAGAUGGUAGAUAAAUAUAAUGAUUGUAUGAAUGGAAUUGAUCAUGCCGAUCAAUUUUUGACAUAUUAUCCAUGCGAGAAAAAAACAAUUCGAUGGUAUGUGAAAGUAGCCUUACAUAUAUUUCACAUUAUUAUGAAUAAUGCGUAUUUGUUACAUCGACAAAAUGCAAGACAAAAAAUGACAUUUCUAAAAUUUAGAGAAGCGGUUAUUGAUGAACUUAUUUAUAAGAAUAAGCCCCGCUUACAUGCAAUCUACAAACCAAUGGGAAACAAUGUUCAUUUGCCAGCAAUAUCAGGCCAGGGAGGAGAGAAAAAAACACGCAAGAGGUGUAAGAUCUGCUAUGCUAAAGGUGUAAGAAAAGAAGGAUUAUUUUAUUGUCCAAUGUGUCCAGAUAAACCAGGUCUCUGUCUUGAUAAAUGCUUUGCGGAAUAUCAUAAUUAUACAUAAAUAUACAUAGUAUAAAUAUAGUAUAUAUUAAUUUUAUAA